AUGUCGCAUCCUUAUGUCACCUCGCAGGCUGUUCCUGGCUCUGCCAACGGAUCGACGACGAUCAGCGACAUUCUCAAGCGUCAACUCACCCCUGAGCAGUCGUAUCUGCCCGUGGGAGCUACAGCCCCAUUCACCAUCUUCCUCGAGCUUCUGCCCUCAGAUGGCAACGGAAUCUUCUUACACAAUGGCAAUCCUUCUUACCAAGUGCUCGAUCCUGACUCUGAAGGCAAGGCGUUCGAGACACGUGGUCUCCCCACCGGUUAUCACAUCGAGUACAGAAUUACCGAACAUGAUGACACGCCAACCAAGAGAGACAUCGAAAUCUACGGUCAUCCAUCUGGCUACUACUUCAAGUCUUUCCUCAAAUUCGGCGCCCACCUCGCCGCCUUGAUGAAGGAGGAUCUGCAGGGCUGCAAUUGCGACCUCUGCCAGCAGUGGCACCGCAAGGCUCCCAUCGAUGCCGCCAUCAGAGUUGGCCUGCCUCGCGUUCCCGGCGGUGCUAUGGCUGCAGCUAUCAACAUUACCGUUGACCAGCAGAUCUACUUCGCCGCGAUCCGCAUCACACAGGAUCGGCCCAUCCAGCAGGCUGUCGCUGCCCUAGAAUUGGCUGGAGACGUUGAGGACACCGAACAGGCUGUGGCUCAUAUGGGAAUGGCUCGUAUGGUUGAUGGUCUGCCUGACUUUCAGAAGAAGGCAAUCGAUGAUCUGAUUGCUUGGAUGCGUGGAUACCUCGUUUAA
Aureobasidium subglaciale EXF-2481 is the source of this 738-nucleotide messenger RNA. RefSeq lists its product as uncharacterized. The record is from RefSeq and is a predicted model, not a curated record. NCBI's taxonomy places the organism in Eukaryota, Fungi, Ascomycota, Dothideomycetes, Dothideales, Saccotheciaceae. Bases 1 to 738 code for a protein of 245 amino acids. The transcript is spliced from 3 exons.